UUGCCCUCUUCGCUCAGAACUUUGUCUAUAAUCUAGAAAAAAUAAAAUACAAGCCAAAGGACAAGACGGUACACACUAAUCUCCUUCUCUUUUUAUAGUGAACCAACGUUAUUCCAAAGGGGGAGGGGAUAUCUGAAUUUGCCCUGAAAAUGACGUCAGUUUAUUCAUAAGGAUUAAUUCAUAAAAGGAUUUAUUCAUAAAGCCAAUCUGACAUUACGACAAAUAAAUUGUUAAUCGUAGUCGCCAAUGUAGGACAUGGAAUAUUAGUGAUGAGUGUUUAAAAGCCUUUUUUCAAAUUUUUUGGUUUUGGGGGUAAAAUCUUGUUUGUGUUUGUUUCUACCUAGCAUCAGACGGUAGUUUUUAGGACACUGAGAUGCCUAUGUUUAUCGAGCAAUGUUAUGGUCCUUCCUCGCGUAAAAUCUGAAGGAAAAAUAAAGAGAAUGGCUUAUAACCAAGAACUGGCACAAAACUAUGGCGUUUUGAAACUUGGCUAUAUCGCAGCCAGUUUUGUAAAGAUUCAAAUUCAGAUAAGCAAAGCAAGGGGUAUUAGAAAUUUGUCGGACUGUCUGGUGCGAAGAAGGCCGCAUCUCAAUUCUAAUAAAUAUAUCAUGUCUACAUGCAAACCUUCCCAAAAGAACUUUGCUGGCACUUUAUUGAAAAAAGGAAGCAUGCUUUAAUUCUAGAGAGACAAUGUGGUUUGAAAAGACUGCGUUGCCAACAAAUUCUAAUGGAAGGUGUGUUCAAAUGUUUACCAUUUCAGUUGCAAUGCAAAUUCUUAAACGGCCUUUAUAGAUUGGGGCUGAAAAUGCAAAUAUAUGAUCGUAUUUCAUAUGCAUUCGUUGAAUAUGUCUACUCUGUGUCCCAGAGAGUAAACCAUCUUUUCAAAAUGUCUAAUCUGUGUAGACGUUGCUUGCAUUUCGGGAAACUAUAGGGCACAAAAAUGACGUUUUCUAAUUGCGCACCAUUUUUGCAAAGCAUGCUAAUUCUAUACAAGGAAGCGAAUAGCCGUGCAGGGGUGUCUUUUAUCAAAGUACAAUAAAAAUUAAAAAAUUACGAAAUUGAAUAGACUGGAUUAACGAUCUACGUUUUUGUACGUAAACAGAAUUGUAUUGCUUUUUAUACCCUUUUCUUCUGGGCAUCUUUAAAAUUGGGUCAAAUCCGACGAGACCUCAUUAGACUCAGAGAGCAGAUUGGUUCGCACGGAAAGAGUUUGAAAGCCAUCUUUAGACAAUUAAAGAUGAAGCGAGCUGUUUUUCUGCUCCUCUGCCUCUUCACAUUUUGCCUGUCACCUGCCAAGAGUGCUCCAAAGCCUACCAAUGAGCGACAAAGUGAAGCUGGUUGGAUAAACUCUUUGGAAGGCAACAUAUUGGACGAUCAGGAAAUUGAAUCCCUUUCAGUCGAUGAUUCUCAUGCAGAUAAAGACUUGGAUGAAGAGCUUGAAGAUAUAAAGGCAAAAGAAGACUCUGGACAGAAAGAUACCAGAAGCAAUGCAGCAAGUAUCGAUCAGAUUAAUAAGAUUAACCAAGAAAACGUUGAGAAAAUUCCAGUAAAGUUGGAAGGGGGAGAUAUAGCCAAAAACCCACGCUCACCUUCAGAUGAUGACAUCGAGAAGAAAGCCGCUCAUCGAUACCUUGGCAAGAUAUGGCAGGAUAGGACUAUUCCUUACAUCUUUAAUGCUUCUGUACCACCGAAUGAUAGGACGGUGAUUCUGGCAGCCAUGGCUAAAUAUCACAAUCACACAUGCCUUAAGUUUGUCGAUGCUACUGGAAAUACAUCAAAAUACCAGACUUAUUUGCAUAUAGUACGGUCAUCUGGAUGCUGGUCCUAUGUUGGAAGAGUCUUCACAGGAGAACAAAAGCUUUCCAUUGGAUCAGGCUGUGGCUCUGUUGGGAUUGUUAUCCAUGAACUUAUGCAUGCUGCUGGCUUCUACCACGAGCAAUCGCGAUAUGACAGGGACGACUUCAUAGAAAUUCUAUGGGAAAAUAUCCAAGAUAAGAGGGAAGGCAACUUUGCAAAACAGACUGCAGAAGCCGUCCAAGUAUUUCAAACUGCGUAUGAUUUCGACAGUGUGAUGCAUUACGGAAAAACGGCCUUUUCAAAGAAUGGAAAGAAUACUAUACAAUCAAUUACUGAUCCGAGCAGAUCUUUUGGACAGAGAGCUGGCUUCAGUACUCUUGAUAUACAGGAGCUUAAUGCUCUUUAUCAAUGCACAAAGGCGGGCAGUGGCUGGUCUGAUUGGUCUGAAUGGAGUCCUUGCAUUCAUACAUCUUCAAGUAUUUUCAGGCAAAGACAGAAGUACUGUUUUGAGACAGAUCGAUCCUUGUGCCCUGGGGCAGACUCCAGAGGCUUGAUGUUUGAAAGAAAAGCAACAAGUUGUAGUGACCCUGCCUGUAUAGUUAAAGGGCAUUGGUCAAGAUGGACUUCGUGGUCUUGUCAAACAUCAUGUGGCUCAUUUGGAUCCCGAUCAAGAGCUCGAACAUGCACAAAUCCAGCACCGAAAUGUAAUGGACCCACAUGUUCUGGAAAGUCAUUAGAGUCAAUGCCUUGUUAUCGUUGCAACAUCCUUGGGCCUGAUGACUGUGAAUUUGAGAAUGCAACCAACAGACUGUGCCACUGGAAAGACCAGAAAAGCGCUGGGUACGAUCUGGAAUGGAUCCCUCACACUGGACAAACUCCUUCAUCGGGGACCGGGCCAACGGGAGAUGCUUCUCCAAAUUUCAAUGGCGCUGGGUACUACAUUUAUGUGGAAACAUCAUCGCCUGCUACACAUGGCCAAAAAGCUCGGGUAAUGAGCAAGCUGAUGGCAGCUACAGCAUCUCGAAGCAUCAGCUUCAAAUAUCAUGCUAAUGUUAACGCGUUAACGUAUUUGAAUCUCUUCUUAAAGAAUGCUAGCGGGGAAGCCCUUUUAUGGUCAAUCAAAGGAAAACAGGGCUCUGCUUGGAUAAAUGCAACCGUCCCUUAUCAGAGCUCUUCCUCUUAUAAUUUGAUAUUUGAAGUAGUAAGAGGCGAUGAUUGGACAUCGGACAUCGCUCUGGAUGAUAUAACCUUUUCAGCGGUUGAUCCCUGUGCCUCAAAUCCUUGCCAGAACGGAGGAUCUUGUUCCAAUUCUGGUGGAAGCUACAUGUGUGUCUGUCCCUCUGGUUUCACAGGGCUGAACUGCGAAACAACGGUUAAUGCCUGUGCCUCAAAUCCUUGCCAGAACGGAGGAUCUUGUUACAGCUCUGGUGGAAGCUACAUGUGUGUCUGUCCCUCUGGUUUUACAGGGCUGAACUGCGAAACAACGGUUGAUGCCUGUGCCUCAAAUCCUUGCCAGAACGGAGGUUCUUGUUCCAGUUUUGGUGGAAGCUACAUGUGUUCCUGUCCCUCUGGUUUUACAGGGCUGAACUGCGAAACAACGGUUGAUGCCUGUGCCUCAAAUCCUUGCCAGAACGGAGGAUCUUGUUACAGCUCUGGUGGAAGCUACAUGUGUUCCUGUCCCUCUGGUUUUACAGGGCUUAACUGCGAAACAACGGUUGAUGCCUGCGCCUCAAAUCCUUGCCAGAACGGAGGAUCUUGUUACAGCUCUGGUGGAAGUUACACCUGCUACUGCCCUAAUACUUUUACAGGGCAGAACUGCGAAACAGCGGUUGAUGCCUGUGCCUCAAAUCCUUGCCAGAACGGAGGAUCUUGUUCCAGUUCUGGUGGAAGCUACAUGUGCUCCUGUCCCUCUGGUUUUACAGGGCUGAACUGCGAAACAACGGUUGAUGCCUGUGCCUCAAAUCCUUGCCAGAACGGAGGAUCUUGUUCCAGUUUUGGUGGAAGCUACAUGUGCUCCUGUCCCUCUGGUUUUACAGGGCUGAACUGCGAAACAACGGUUGAUGCCUGUGCCUCAAAUCCUUGUCAGAACGGAGGAUCCUGUUACAGCUCUGGUGGAAGUUACACCUGCUACUGUCCUAAUGCUUUUACAGGGCAACACUGUGAAACAGCGGUUGAUGCCUGUGCCUCAAAUCCUUGCCAGAACGGAGGAUCUUGUUACAGCUCUGGUGGAAGCUACAUGUGCUCCUGUCCCUCUGGUUUUACAGGGCUGAACUGCGAAACAACGGUUGAUGCCUGUGCCUCAAAUCCUUGCCAGAACGGAGGAUCUUGUUCCAGUUUUGGUGGAAGCUACAUGUGCUCCUGUCCCUCUGGUUUUACAGGGCUGAACUGCGAAACAACGGUUAAUGCCUGUGCCUCAAAUCCUUGCCAGAACGGAGGAUCUUGUUACAGCUCUGGUGGAAGUUACACCUGCUACUGCCCUAAUACUUUUACAGGGCAACACUGUGAAACAGAUGUCGACGAAUGUUCUUCAGGACUUCAUUAUUGUCAUACUAAUGCUACGUGCACAAAUACCGCAGGCUCAUACACAUGCACUUGCAAAAGUGGCUUCACAGGAAAUGGAAUGAGCUGUGUUGGGAUUGAUGAAUGCGCCAGUCUGCCUUGUCAGAAUGCAGGCCUAUGCAUUGAUGAAGUUAACAGUUAUCGAUGCCAUUGCUUUGCUGGCUUCACUGGAAAAAACUGCGAAAUAAACAUCAACGAAUGUUUUAGCCUUCCUUGCUUAAAUGGUGGCUCGUGCAUCGAUGGAAUUCACGAUUUUACGUGCAUUUGCCCACUUCGUUUUACCGGAAAGCGAUGUGGAGUUUUUAUUCCAACAACAACUGCCGCACCAACAACCAGGAAGCCAACAACUGCCGCACCAACAACCAGGAAGCCAACAACUGCCGCACCAACAACCAGGAAGCCAACAACUGCCGCACCAACAACCAGGAAGCCAACAACUGCCGCACCAACAACCAGGAAGCCAACAACUGCCGCACCAACCACUCCCCUACAGGGAAACUUUAUUGAUUUGAUUUCUUGCGAUUUCGAGUGUGGAUGGUGCUCAUUGAAGCAAAACAAAUCAGAUACGUUUGAUUGGACGAGAGAAAAUGGAGAAACUCCUUCAUACUACACUGGGCCAUCAUCCGAUCAUACUACUGCCAAAGAUGGUUAUUUUGUAUUUACUGAGGCCUUGUAUCCAAGAAGACCAAACCACAAUGCAGUUCUUUCAACGCCUCUCAUGGAAUGGGAUGGUCAACAGAGAUGUAUAGAUUUCUAUUACCACAUGUUUGCUUUUGGUAUCGGCUCCCUAGUAGUUACAGUUGACUUUGAUGGUGUGUCGACUGAAAUUUUUAGAAAAAACGGUAAUCAAGGAAAUCGCUGGAAUCAAGGCCUAGCCACAAUUGAUAUUCCCAACGGAAAGAAAUUCAAGGUCCACUUUGAAAAUUUGAGAGGAUAUUCCUUUGCUGGAGAUGUUGCCCUUGAUGACGUCAGAGUUUGGAAAGGUGCCUGCCCAAGUGGAGCAGCGUCUACUCCGUCUGUUUUGGCAUGCCCCUUGGAGCGCAACGUAGGAUUCUGCGAUUGGACUCAGCCGACGAAUGAUGAUGGGAAUUGGCGGCUGAGACGGGCACGAGGUCCCCGUGGAGACGAGGCCAACGUUGACCAAAACGAGAAUGAUGAUGAAGCUGGAUAUGAGGCAGACCCGCACCAUCGUAGAAUUGGACGUGGUCGUGGAGGACCAAGAGAGGCUAUCUCUGGCCGAGGAGAUUUUUUCGCGUUCUUCCAUGGUGGUUGGCAAUAUAACACAGAAACAGCCGUUCUGAGAAGUAAGCAAAUCACUUCUUCGGAAACAUCAUGCUUGCGAUUCUUUGCUCACAUGCAUGGCAAAAAUAUUGGAAGUCUCUCAGUAAAAAGGACGGCUGCUUUCGGACAGACAGAACUUUUGAAGUUGUCAGGAAAUCAGGGUAAUCGAUGGUUUGAAGCUGAAGUUAACAUUCCUGCUGGCUCCAAUUUCAAGAUUGAGAUAACUGCCAAACAAAGCAGAAGAGCCACCAUUGCAGUCGAUGAGAUCUCCGUUAGCCCUGGCAAAUGCCCUUUCCCAAAGAAUUUGUUCGACUGUGACUUCAGCUUUGGAUCUUGUGGCUUGAAACAGGUGGAUCACGACGAUUGUGACUGGAGCAUUGUCUCAGCCAACGGAGGUAAAGCGUUACAUUGGGAUGUCAAUAGAUGUCAAGUUGGUUUCUUUGGCCAUGGCCGCUCUAAGCCUAAACGGGACUUUUACGGUGAAGAAUAUAUCGCUCUGCUAGAAAGAGAUAUUAGUGUCCCUAAACGUGGUGGGUGCAUAACCAUCGAUUUCCAUCUUGGUGCUAAUGAUGUUUGUGAGCUGCAAGCGACAUUGACCUCAAGCUCGCAUUAUGAUGACCAAAGGAUCUACUACAGAAAGGCCAAGAGUCGGGAAGAGAAACCUCAGAAGGCUUUCAUAACAAUCCCACCCUCAAGAGGAGGAUGUUCACAGAAAAUGAUUGAGUUCCAUGCAACAAUGAAGGCAGGGUAUCGGCGCCACUGUCGUAGUUUGUUCAUUGAUAGAAUUUCCUUCAGAGAGGGUAUUUGUGGCAACGUUUGAGAAAGAAAUCGACUUUACAAUGCACCAGAUGACGUCAUUACAAUGCACCAGAUGACGUCAUUACAAUUUUUUAAAUUUUUUACUGAAAUGAUCUUUUUUAAUUGUUUUAGCAUUUAAUUAACAUUUUUUAGUAUUUUAAUUAUUUGUGAGCUCGCUAAUGCUUUUUUACUGCUUAACUGAAUUUUGAGGCCUGAA
Rhopilema esculentum is the source of this 6652-nucleotide messenger RNA. The record is from RefSeq and is a predicted model, not a curated record. NCBI's taxonomy places the organism in Eukaryota, Metazoa, Cnidaria, Scyphozoa, Rhizostomeae, Rhizostomatidae.